Messenger RNA from Spinacia oleracea (spinach), 1319 nucleotides. RefSeq lists its product as uncharacterized. The record is from RefSeq and is a predicted model, not a curated record. Lineage: Eukaryota; Viridiplantae; Streptophyta; Magnoliopsida; Caryophyllales; Amaranthaceae. The transcript has 2 exons. Bases 150 to 629 code for a protein of 159 amino acids.
ACAACAGAAAAGUAACUGGGGCAAUAUUUUAGGUCAGGGAGUAGAAAAAAAAACCCUCUCAAACUUCUUCUUUUACUCCUCUCACCACCGCAGACGGCAGCAAACAGCCUCCGCUAGACGAUCACCACCAGAUAUAGGAAUCAACAACUAUGUCAUCUUUACCUAGCAAUCCUUCUUCUACUGUGGAGAAAGAGAAAGAGAAAGAGAAAGAGAAAGAGAAAGAGAAAGAGAAAGAGAAAGAGAAAGAGAAAGAAGAGAAAGAGAAAGAGAAAGAAGAGAAAGAGAAAUCAAAAUCAAAGUCAAAAUCAAGUAAUCGUCUUACUAAGGAAGAACAAUUCCAAGCUAAAAAUCAAACUUUUCCACCAUUGGAGAGGAUGGAAAUAAAUCGUGGAUUUAUUAAUACAACCUCCCUAGUUGAGGUAUUUGAGGUCAGGAUCGACAAACUCAGUAACACAGAAAGACAUGGAGAACUGUACGGUAAGAUUGAAGUUUUUGACUCAGAGGGCUCUUUUACAUUGUACCAUAGGAAUCAGGGAAAUUCAGAGCAUAUACGUGAAAAUUACAGCAUAUCUUUAACAGGGGCCUCCUCGUUCUAUCUCUCUGGUCAUUGGUUUCUCCAUCAAUAUUGACAUUUGGUUUCGCGGGGAUUGGGAUGGAAAGGAUUUAAAUGAUAUUGCCCUCUGUCAAUGGCAAUUAUCAUGGGAUGCAAUGGAUCCUGAAGUUGCCCGCAUAACUAGAGGUCCGUUCUGGAAGAACUUUAGUGAUCCGACUGAUAUAUUGUCUGAUGAUGAAGCUCACUACAAACAUCUAUUAGCUGGAUAUGACCAACCUCUCUCUGCACAUUUUGAAGGUCCUGACGGGAGUUGUAUAACAAUGUAUUAUGCGAUUCUAUUACAUGCUGUUCAAGCUUGGGUUCAGGUUGAAGUUAUUGAUGUUAAUGUUGUACCUACUGCUGUUACAUACACAGUACAUGGGAAUAUAUUUGCUUCAUAUGGUCAUUUUGAGAGUGACAACGAUUCUGAUAUCAAGGAUUACUGUAAAACAACACUUUUGAAAACGGGAGAUCUUGAAUCAGUAAAGGUUGAGCGUUGGAGCAAAAUUAAACUAUCGAGAUCCAUAGUUGACACAUUAGGGGGGAUGAUGACAUUGCUAUUCGGGUAGUGGUUUGCUGGUCAUACGGAUCAGAGUAUCCACAUCCAAGUAGCUCCCCAUGUUAAUGUUAAAACCAUUUUUAGUGGAGUAGGGAGAACUGAGAAUGUAUUCUGAAAGAAACACAAACUGCAUGUAUUUAAUUAUGUUAUCUGAAUUAUUAUUAUCUA